Molecule: messenger RNA, 666 nt
Organism: Dibothriocephalus latus
Lineage: Eukaryota; Metazoa; Platyhelminthes; Cestoda; Diphyllobothriidea; Diphyllobothriidae
Source: the annotation of a GenBank genome assembly
GCCGAUCAAAACUUCUCCUCAGCCAAGUUUAGCACCGAACCGGACCCGAAUUCAGACGUUCAUUUGUUAUCCGACAACAAACCCGCUCGACCGAAUUCCCUUUCUAUUCCUGAUCACGCCGACAAAUCGGUUGAAACCAGCAGUGAAUUCCGAAUUCAAAGGGAUUUCGUCGAAGUGGUGGGAGCCGAUAGCUCAGGCACACAUUCCUCUCCUACGGUGUCUAGCAAUGGUCCAAAUAUGUCGCCCUCGUCAGAAAUCGCCAGCUCCAAUACGGAGGAAGUCGUGACUCUCAGAGAGUCCAUACGUAUUCUCACCGAGAAGCUCAGUCAUUAUGAGGCGAUAAUUGAAAACCUGGAAGCAUCAGGUAGCGAGCAGGCCAUUUUGACUGCGCGUGCGGAGUGCGAGGCAUUGCGUGCACAGGUUAGUAACUGCGAGGAACAGUUGCGCGAGGUGCGGGAGAACCACCGACGUCUCAUAGAGGAAGCCCGUCAACACCGUUCAGAGGUUCAACUUCUGCGUGAAGAGCGGGACCGCCUCGAGGCUUCUCUGUUGGAGAUGCAACGCAAACACGAAUGUCUCCUCACUGACUGCAAUCCCCCUGAUGGUGCUGCUGUUUGCCAUAAUGUUUGCAAUUUUCUCAAAAUUUGUGGGUUGAGGGAAAAGUGA